AUGUCUAGUUUAGCUGCUUUAAAAGAACAAAUUAAACAAGAAUUGGCUAUUGUAAAUGCACAAGAGUUGAUAGAUAACAGCUCCGAUAUUUGUGCCAAUAAAUGUCUCUUCGCUCCAUACUCCAAGAAUAAUGAUCAUUGUAUAGAUGCUUGUCUCGGUAAUUAUCUAUCCGCAUGGAACAUAGUCUCAAAGACAUACAUUAAUAGGAUAAAAGAGUCAAACAAAUAA
Arxiozyma heterogenica is the source of this 228-nucleotide messenger RNA. RefSeq names its product protein translocase subunit TIM13 (gene TIM13). The transcript has a single exon. The coding region runs from base 1 to 228 and encodes 75 amino acids. Lineage: Eukaryota; Fungi; Ascomycota; Saccharomycetes; Saccharomycetales; Saccharomycetaceae. The record is from RefSeq and is a predicted model, not a curated record.